AUGUUGGUCUACAAGACGCCCACGAUUGUGAGCACCGACCUUUUUGAUUUGGAGAAGCUUGGGGACCCCAGGAGCACCGAAGGGAUCCGCCUUCUCGGGAUGUUUCCCGGAUUUGAUUCCAAGAACAGUUUGUUUGGAACCACUGGAAAGAGAGAGCCAAAAGUGAUUGAUUUGGGCUGCGAAGCUGGAUCAACCCGCCGCCGGCCCGCCUUUGCAAGAUGCGAGCGCCGCUCGGAAGAGCAGCGCUCCCCCGGCAGCGCGGCGCUGCCGGUGUCCACCGCGGCGACGCCCAAGCGGCAGCGACCCGUGGUGACGGUCGAGGAACAUGUGCCCGAGCGCGUCCACUUGGAACUUCCAUCCCUGGUGCGACAUCGCUGGGAACAGCGUGUGCUCGCAGCCAGGGCCAGGACCGCGGCGCCCAAAGGGAAAGAUCCCCCCUUGAAAUGGUACAGCCAGCAGCUGGUGGAGCUCUGCGGGCCAAGAGCACUGCAGCUGGCGCCCCAAGUGCAUCAGCUCGAGGAGCAUCGCCUCAGUCGUCCAUGGAUUUGGAAGGAAGGUGGCCACUUGCCAGUGAUGCUGGAGCAGUGCAGUGUGAUGUUGUGCGAGGCAAGCCAAGUGGCAGAAGCGGCCACCCAAGCGCUCCUCUCCACUGGGCCUUCCACGGUCAUCGCCUCGGUCCGUGCGGUGCGCGAGAAGUGUUUCCGGGCCACGGAUGUGGAGCCGAGCAUCCACGCCUGCUUGGAAUGCAGCACGGCCGAGGAGGCCAUGGCCCUGGCGCAGGUGGAGCUGGCGCGGCUCCAAGGUGCCGGUUCUGCCCUGGGCUGUGCCCUGCGCAGCUGUCGAUGGUCCACGGAGCUGCGCAAGGCCUUUGAAGAUGAUCAGCUGUGGCAGGACUUCAUGUCGUUGGUGCCGUACUUGGAGAUGACUUUGUCCAAGCUUCAGGUCCUGUCAGACCUGGUCUUCCACCAGUUGGAGGAAGAUUUCAAGGUCGCUCCGCCAGACGUGGACUUAGAGAGUCCAUUGGACGGCGCCCAGACCAUCGCCUCGGUGGUCGAGGGCAGCGAUUCCUUUGCGGCGCUGUGGGCGGCGCAGGCGGAAGAAGAAGAUCCCAGCAACCACGCGGAGGCUCACGACGACACAGUUGCCCGUCUCGGCUCCGAUGGGGAGGAGGAGCGAGAAGCGACGGAAGCGAAGCCGAGGAAGAAAGGCAAGAAGAAGACGCUGACGAAUUCCCCGAAAAUUGGCAAGGGGAAGAAGUGA
Cladocopium goreaui is the source of this 1260-nucleotide messenger RNA. The record is from the annotation of a GenBank genome assembly. Lineage: Eukaryota; Dinophyceae; Suessiales; Symbiodiniaceae.